UACAUACAUGUGAAACACUUUCGAACUGUCAAGUGAAUUAGUGGGAUCUUAGUUAUUAAUUUCUGCCAGACAAAAAUUGAUUCAUUAAGAUUAUUCUAAAACUUGGUGCGAAAUAUUAUAAUCAUGGCAUCGCAAGUUUUUUUAUUAUCACGAAAUGUGCAGAAAAUCGUCAAACCAACUGCGUUAUUAAAACGGUAUGCAUCUGGUCAUGCACCAAAUCUUCAUAAAGUUCUACUUAACGUACCAGCUACGGAAGUAUCAACACUUGAUAAUGGACUCCGUGUAGCCAGCGAGGAUUCAGGUGCAGCAACAGCUACAGUUGGUUUGUGGAUUGAUGCUGGGUCUCGUUACGAAACACCACAAAACAAUGGUGUAGCCCACUUUCUUGAACAUAUGGCUUUUAAAGGUACUGCGAAGCGCUCUCAAACGGAUUUGGAACUUGAGGUCGAAAAUUUAGGAGCCCAUUUAAAUGCAUAUACAUCUAGAGAACAAACUGUGUUCUAUGCUAAAUGUUUAUCAAAUGAUGUGUCCAAAGCGGUUGAAAUAUUAGCUGACAUUAUUCAAAAUUCGAAACUUGGCGAAAGUGAAAUUGAACGUGAGCGCGGAGUUAUAUUACGCGAAAUGCAAGAAGUUGAAAGCAACUUACAAGAGGUUGUUUUCGACCAUUUGCAUGCUACUGCAUAUCAAGGAACUCCGCUAGGUCAAACCAUUUUAGGUCCAACAAAAAACAUAAAGUCAAUUGGAAAAAGUGAUCUCAAUGAUUAUAUUAAAUCACAUUAUAAAGCAGCACGUAUUGUUUUGGCAGGUGCAGGUGGAAUAAAGCACAACGAUCUUGUAAAAUUAGCAAAUGAACAUUUAGGAAAACUAGAAAACACAUACGAUGGAAAACCACCAUCAGUAACUCCCUGCCGUUUUACAGGGUCAGAAGUUCGUGUGCGAGACGAUGCUUUGCCCUUAGCUCAUAUAGCAAUUGCAGUUGAAGGUUGUGGAUGGACAGAUCAAGAUAACGUACCAUUAAUGGUCGCAAAUACUUUGAUAGGAGCAUGGGAUCGUUCACAAGGGGGCGGUGUAAACAAUGCAUCAAAAUUAGCCGCUCAUAGCGCAGAAUCAAAUCUCUGUCAUAGCUUCCAAUCGUUUAAUACUUGUUAUAAAGAUACUGGAUUAUGGGGUAUUUAUUGGGUGUGUGAUCCCCUUCAAUGCGAGGAUAUGCUUUACAAUGUCCAAAGUGAAUGGAUGCGUUUAUGCACGAUGGUAACUGACAGUGAAGUGGAAAGGGCCAAAAACCUAUUGAAAACAAAUAUGCUUCUUCAAUUGGAUGGAACAACUCCAAUAUGCGAAGAUAUUGGUCGACAAAUUUUAUGCUAUAAUCGUCGUAUUCCAUUACAUGAACUUGAAGCUAGGAUUAAUCAUGUUACUGCGCAAAAUGUCAAAGAUGUUUGCAUGAAAUAUAUUUAUGAUAGAUGUCCAGCUGUUGCAGCUGUGGGUCCUGUUGAAAAUUUACCGGAUUAUAACCGAAUUCGUUCAUCCAUGUAUUGGCUUAGAAUCUAAAUAACGUAAAUAAUUUGAAUUAUUAAUAAAAUUGAUGUUUAAAAUUUUUUUAAAUUAAUUUUCAAAAUUUAUCAAAGAAGAAAUAUGUAUUUAUAUUUGUUGUAUAAGAAAAGUAAAAAAUAUGAAAAAACGCUUUGAAAACUAACGGAAA
This is a messenger RNA of Condylostylus longicornis, 1699 nucleotides long. It is a transcript of the gene UQCR-C1, whose product is annotated as mitochondrial-processing peptidase subunit beta. Gene Ontology annotation, molecular function: metalloendopeptidase activity; metal ion binding. The coding region runs from base 124 to 1548 and encodes 474 amino acids. The record is from RefSeq and is a predicted model, not a curated record. Gene Ontology annotation, cellular component: mitochondrion. NCBI's taxonomy places the organism in Eukaryota, Metazoa, Arthropoda, Insecta, Diptera, Dolichopodidae. The transcript is spliced from 6 exons.